AUGUCGAGUGCCGACAUAUCCGGCAGCUACCUUAGCCUCGCUGGUCGCUCCGUCCGUGACCCAUUCACGGAGCGUACCGUAGCGGCCUGUCUCAUCAGCAUUGCCUGGUAUAAUGCUCUGGAAUUGAUCGUUCUGUGCUUUACCACUUUCAAACGCUAUGGCGGGUGCUACUUUUGGUGUCUCCUUAUUGCCUCCUUCAGCAUAAUCCCUUUUGGUCUGGGGUAUCUCCUCCUCAUCUUCAACAUAUAUACCAAUAUGUUCCCAGUGGCGAUGGAGCUAGUCGCUUGGGUGGGAAUGGUGACAGGCCAGUCUUUGGUCCUCUGGUCUCGAUUACAUCUUGUCUGCCAUAGCCAGACAAUCCUCCGGGCCACCCUCACCAUGAUCAUCAUCAACGCGAUAGUCUUACAUAUACCCGGCUUCGUGCUCGAACUAGGAAGCCAUUCGAAACAAUCUUCUCUCUUCACCCACGGGUUCAACAUCUUCGAGCGCAUACAGUUGGUUGGAUUCUCCGUACAAGAAAUCAUUCUCUCUCUGAUUUACUCCUGGGAAGCUGUGCGACUCCUGAACCUCCGUCCACGAGGACACUACCGGGGGACCUUGGUUCAACUCCUGAUCGUGAACGUGAUCAUGAUCCUCAUGGAUGCAGCUGUCAUCGGACUUCAAUACUCGGGCCUCUUCGAUAUCCAUGUGACUCUCAAGGCGAUGGUAUAUAGCGUCAAGCUCAAGCUGGAGUAUGCGGUUCUAGGAAAAUUGGUAGUCAUUACAGAGAUGAGUGGCAGCAACUCAGCUCCGACCGACCUGUCGGAGUUCGUGGAUCUCUCCUUCCACGAUACUUCACCGCAGCUGGAUACCGAGAGGUUCACCGAGAACCCAGAAUACGGUGCUCAUCAUCGUGUGCGACUAUCUUCCAAAGGUUCUUCCGCCGACCCGCUCAGACGGAGUCCCUCCACUGCUCAGAGUCCGAGUUCAUGCAACAAGGACUCAUGA
This is a messenger RNA of Penicillium paradoxum, 987 nucleotides long. RefSeq lists its product as uncharacterized. The transcript has a single exon. The record is from RefSeq and is a predicted model, not a curated record. Lineage: Eukaryota; Fungi; Ascomycota; Eurotiomycetes; Eurotiales; Aspergillaceae. Bases 1 to 987 code for a protein of 328 amino acids.